Molecule: messenger RNA, 2499 nt
Organism: Orbicella faveolata
Lineage: Eukaryota; Metazoa; Cnidaria; Anthozoa; Scleractinia; Merulinidae
Source: RefSeq, a predicted model, not a curated record
AAUCCAUGAAACAAUAUGAUCUAGUUGCGUGGUCGUUUUUCAAGUUGACAGAAAAUAGUAAUUUCUGGUUUUUGAAGUGCCCGCCACUUCCUCCCUUGUCAAGGCUAAUCAGUUUGAUUAGACACACUUCCUGCGCUGAGGAAUGCAAUUUGUAACUUUUCGUACGCGACUUGCAGUUGUUACGACAUACAAUCACUUUCACCCUGUUAGACGAAAAUUCUUUCUUUUUAAUUUGCUUAGAAGUUUUGAAAUGAGCAGCUGGACUUGUUGAACGUCCGUUUAGAGGCACGAAAUUAGGAUACAGCUUUAGAUUGGAGAAAAAGUGAAGGUUGUUACAGAGCUAAGAAUAGGUUUAGGUCUACUUUACACUUUUACCGCAAGCCGGCUCCGAAAAUCAGGUGACAGCACAUAUUCUUCAAAAGUGUGUUUUAUUGCUUACAACCCACACGUCUCCGUUUGUUUGCAUUGUUCUCUCGCAAUAUUCAAAUCAAUUUAACCCUGUUAUCACCCCUACACAAACUGCCUUUUAUAAAGCAAUGUUGCAGGCGUUCGACUUGCUACCGUACAAGCAUAGUGUUGGUAAAUCAAGGAAUAAUCCAUAUCAUUAAAAAUCUUUUUCGGUCCCUUUAACAUGUAUUUCUUUGCCGAGAAAAUUAAACAAUCAAGGCUUACGUUCAUUGACAUAGUAAGGUAAACAGACGUAUUUUGCGCCCUUGAAACGUACGUUCGCAAUAAUUACUUGUAGUGUUAGUUGUUCCGCUUUCGAUUCGCUCUAUUUUUUUUUCCAUGUCUCGGGAUGACCCAGCUUUUGCUUUGUUUGUUUCUUCAAAACUCUGCCAAAGAUUGAAUUAAGUUUCCCGGUUCAACACGUCGCUUACCUAUUAGAAAAUGAAUUUGUAAAUCCUAUUAGGUAAACUAUUCAAUUUAUAAUGAAAAAUCUUACGCUAGUUUAAUUAAAUCAGUGUCGCGAAAAAUUUCUCAUGCGCACGACCAAAACCAAAUACGAUAUCGGCACUGAUCAUGAUAGAGCAGCUUGCGGUCCAGUGACACAUUCUUAUGGUUUGGGCUUGAAAAGUCUCGCCUUAUAUUCUCGCUGACAAGCAGUUAAACGGCGCUUCCAAGUGAAACGAAAUCAAGUUCAAUAGCUGCUGAUUUGUGGACUAUUUCGCAAUGACCGAGAUUAUAGACCUUGAAAACAUUUCAGAAGAACUGGACUACGACAGUGUCUACGGCAAAGCUGAUAACAACAAUCAGAGAGUCGACGUUGAAGCCCCAACAGACUCCAUGUCAGAUGUGAAAAAAGGGCAGCAGCCAAGACUGAUUACAAUCAAGUCGUACACUGAAAUAUGUAUAGAGGCUGGAGAAUCCACGGAAGAAUCUUCCCCUAAAGUUAAACCAAAGUUUAAAACGGAAACCAAGUUUAAAGAUUCCGAAAGAACGAGUAGACUAACAGAAGCAGACGCGGCGCCCGAGUCAAAACGAAAGUUCUCGGGACCGAAGAUGAAAUUUCCCAAAAGCAAAGAUAAAGUAAACGUUUGGAGCAAACAAAAGAAGGAGAAAGCGAAGAACAAAGAACAAGCACCUUGUUGGUUGGUCGUGUUUGUGUUCUGUUGUGGUGUCAGCAAAGAACAUCAGUGGUAUAGCUUACUAGGAAAAGGUGUAUUUCUGACGUUCUUCAUGUUCAUCGUAUACCUUGUGGCAAGUUUAACGGUUCUUCCUUUCCUCAUAAUCGCCUCCGUGGUCGGCGCCGUUUUCCUCAGCGCGGGUGUCGUGUCGUACCUAGCUCUCUCCUCCAAGAAAGUUGGCGUUUCAUUUGACGACGACGGUGACGGCUCGUGUCUCGGGGCAGUAUGGGGGUCCUGGGUAUAGUGCAACUGCUGACUACCGUCUAGUUGUGUCUGAAGACUCGUUUGCGUUGCUCCAUUCCAGACUCCACUCUAAAUAGGCCAUUUCCGAGUUGCAAGAAAAUGAACAUGUAGGCGGAACAGAUUUCCACAUAAAUGGUUUCCUACGAAGGCAACUCGGAAGUGCACUAUUUGUUUGGCCUGGACACCAGUAAGAAAAAGGAGUUAAACUGAGUAUAUAGUUUUGGUACGUUAAAAUAUCUAACGAGGGUCUUUACCCGGGGCCCAUUUUCUUCAGAAUUCAGAUGUGGACAAGAGCCAUAUCAGCCAUGCUGAUAUUGAGUCAUUUAUGUGAACGGUGUAAGAAAGAGAUAGAAAAGUCAGAAGUCUCGAAAGUUUAGGAUGGAUAUUGAACAAGAUAAUCGUUAUGAAAAUACUGUUCUGAAAUUAAGUUUGUAUAUAUUAUUUGUCAUUAUUUACUUAACAAGUUUAAGAAACUCGAACCCAUAACUUUUAACGCUGAAAGACUGUAAGAUUGAUGACGUACUGAAGACUUUAAUGCAUGAUGAGGAGGAGACGGCACUUUAACUUUUCGAGCUCAAAAUGGUCGUGGACUUUUGCCGAUAUGUAAGACUAAGGGUUAAUGACCAAACAA